CAAAAUGACUAAAGCUGGAGGGACAAUACAAUUUAUCCCCGCCUGGAAUGCGUCUGACAAUGAAAGGGAGCUCACGAAGCGUAACCCGAAACGUUCUGGGGAACUAGAAGUGCCUUGCACUCAGACACAAAACGGCAAGGAUCACUUCCGCCCAGCCCCUUCCCUGCCCUGCCCCGCCCAUUCCCACCCUUCCCCGAGGUCCGGCGCAGGAUCGGAAGUGGCGCCGAGGAGCGUUCGCGAGACAAAUACUCAGUUUUUACCUGGUUUCUGUAUGUUGUCAUCUCGUGUGCACCUGGUCCCUACACUAGCCCGGCUUGUCCAUUCUUUCAUCUGUGAUUCUUCCCAUUUUUGCAUGGAUUUGAAGGCUCUCCUUUCCUCCUUGAAUGACUUUGCAUCCCUCUCAUUUGCUGAGAGUUGGGACAAUGUUGGAUUACUGGUGGAACCAAGCCCACCACACACUGUAAACACACUCUUCCUGACAAAUGACUUGACUGAAGAGGUGAUGGAGGAAGCACUGCGAAAGAAGGCAGAUCUCAUUCUCUCCUACCAUCCACCUAUUUUCCGACCCAUGAAACGCAUAACCUGGAAAACCUGGAAGGAGCGCUUGGUGAUCCGGGCUCUGGAGAACAGAGUUGGUAUUUACUCUCCUCAUACAGCCUAUGAUGCUGCGCCCCAGGGAGUCAACAGCUGGUUGGCCAAAGGGCUUGGAGUUUGUACCUCCAGGCCCAUACAUCCUUCCAAAGCUCCCAACUGCCCCACGGAGGGAACUCACAGAGUGGAAUUCAACGUUAACCACAUGCAAGAGCUGGACAAAGUCAUCUCUGCGGUGAAAGGGAUUGCAGAUGUUUCUGUCACUUCUUUUUCUGCUAGGACUGAUGAUGAAGAACACACACGGAUCAGUCUGAAUUGUAGUCAGCAGGCUUUGAUACAGGUGGUGGCUUUUCUUUCCCAGAACAGACAAUUUUAUCAGAAGACUGAAAUUCUGUCACUAGAGAAGCCUCUGCUUCUAUACACUGGAAUGGGACGCUUAUGCACACUGGAGGAAUCUGUUCCCUUGGCAACCAUGAUUGAGCGAAUCAAAAGACACCUAAAACUAUCUCAUGUUCGCCUUGCUUUUGGGGUAGGGAGGACCUUAGAGUCCCAAGUCAAAGUCGUGGCUCUGUGUGCUGGUUCUGGGAGCAGUGUUCUGCAGGGGACAGAGGCCGACCUUUACCUCACAGGUGAGAUGUCCCAUCAUGAUAUUCUGGAUGCUGCUUCCCGAGGAAUAAGUGUCAUCCUCUGUGAACACAGCAACACUGAACGAGGCUUUCUCUCUGACCUUAGAGAUAUGCUGGGCGCUCAUUUGGAGCAUAAGAUUAAUAUUAUCCUGUCAGAAGCAGACAGGGACCCUCUUCAUGUGGUAUAAUGCAUACAGGAACAGGAUGACACAAUCUACAAAUCGAUUGGUUCCCAAUUUGAAUGCACAACAUGGAUCAAUGAAGUUGGUAUCUUCUGGAAGAAUCUUACAAUGUACGUUAUCAUUUCUAGGUUGUAAGGUGAAAACAGUAAUGUAGUUACCACUGAAGAACAACUAUUAAUUAUAAAGAACAAAUUAUAUAACUAGGAUAUAUAAAGUAUAUAUAUUCAUUAUAAACUUUAGUGAAGACCAACUAACAUUCUUUGGAAAUAGCUCAAGUAAUCCUCUCUUUAGCUUAAUUGUAGAUGGGAUGUGUCAUUCUAGAUUUCUCAGCCUUUGGUUAAAAAUGUAUGUUAAUAACUUGGGAUUGAAACACUUAUUUCUAGGUAGUAGCUUCUAGGGGAUGAUAAGGUCUGUAAGUUCUUGUUUCUGGAUCACUAAUCUACCACCUGAAUUUCAAAAUCAGGAUUAGGGUGUUUUUUUUUUCUUUAAAUGCUCAUUAUUCAUGUAACUAUUAUUGCCUCUUAGGUAACGCACAUGUAAUUUUAUUAGGAAUAUCUAAAGACGGUUAGCUUUUAAAAUACUAAUGAUUACUUACACAGUAUUAAUCUUGUGCCAGGCAUUCUUGUAGGUAUCAACCCUUAAAAAUGUAUUUAAGUAUCAUUAUUCCUGCUUUUACAGGCAAGGAGACAAACAGAACCUUCAGACACUUGGCUGAUUCUCCUUCCAUCUCUUUGGUGCCUCCCAACUCUCUAUUGUGGGCAUAAGGCUCAUUUCAGUCAUUUUUGUAGUAAUAUUAUGGUGAACCACCAAGACCCUGCUUGCACACGGCCACAUAGCUGGGCAGUGAUGGACUUAGGAUGCAAACUCAGGCAGUCUGGCCCUGGAGCCUGUGUGCUUAAUUACUUUAGUUGACAUUGAUUAAACUGAUGUACAAGGUACAGAAGAAAUCCUGAAGGAAAAAAACAAUUCUAACUGAUUUUCUCUGGAUGAUAUGGUGGGAGAUUUUUCUUUUUAAUGCUUUUAUACAUAUUUCCAGUUUCUCUGCUGAGCAUGUUACUUUGAUAAUGACAAAAGUAAAUCUUAAAAUGCUGUAUAUAAUGAGAAAGCAUAGAACUUAAAAUUUCUUUUGUAGGACACCUUUCCUGCCAAUCAACUUACAAAUUAUUCUUGGUGGUUCACCUGUGAUAUUACUACAGAAAUAACUGAAAUGAGCCUUAUGCCCACAAUUAGGGAGUUGGAGGAGCCAAAGAGAUGGGAGGAGAAUCAGCAAAGUGUCGAAGCCAAAAAGUAGAAUGUUUCUGUGAGGGAUGGUCAACAGCAUCAAAGCCAAAAUGAGGUGACAGGAGAAACUCUCUUAAUGGUUUGCUUCAGUCAUGCAUCAUUUGCUUUCUGUGUGCUGGGCCCACUGGAGAUGUGGGAAAAACAGACAGACAUUCGGAUGAUGAUCACAACUCUUAAGUAAAUAUGUUAAGGCUAUGCAUAGGGCUUAUAGGGAAGCUUUUCUGGGGAAAGGGUGUAAUUCAGUCAAAAGGGACAACUUAACCAAAUGCACUGAACAGAAAUAACCCAAUACAUUGAAAAGCCCAAGAAAUUGACUCUCAAACCCUUUUUUCUUUAUAGCACACUUAAGGUAGGACAUGAUUUCAUGUGUGAGUACCCAUGAUGGCAUUUAGGAUCUCAUGGAGUUGAAGACUGUGGAUUAGUUCCUUUGAAUUGAGUUCCAGAAAGGAUUAAAUGGGUCAAAUAAUUUAUGAUUGAACAUACUUAUCGCCAAGGUUUUAAUGACAUUAUUGCUGUAAUAAAUUUUAUAAGUUGCUUUACUGGCAUGUUAGCAUUUCUAAGUAACUAAAAAUAUUCCCAAAACAAAGAAUCUUCAGUGGUACUUUAUUUUCACUUGUCAAGUUUUUUGAACUGUUAACUUUCUUUGAGGUAUUGCUUAUUUGUAAUGUAUUACUGCUUUUCAAAUGUUAAUAUGCACAAGAACUCAGGAGAUUUUUUAAAUCUGGAUUGAUUCAGAUGCUUGCGUAGGGCCCAAGUAUCUCUAAGCUCUGAAAAGAUGCCGAUGCUGGCGUUCUGAGGACCACACGUUGGACAGCAAAAGUAAAGAUGGUAACCUAAUACCUGAGAACACUUGAGGCCAAUCUGGUAUACACCGAACUGUUAAUGAAAAUUUGGUGAUGAGCUUUAUGUUACUCAAGUUUGAAGUUUUAUUUUCCAUAGCAUCAGUUAUUUCAGAUUUAUUCAACAUAUUAAGGAUACUCCUUAAUUUUUAAUUCUCUUAAAAAAUCUCAUACAUAAUUUCGUAUUUUAUUUUCAUAUCCUCAACAACUCCUGUCUAGCAUGGAGCCUUCUAGGUAGUCUUAAGUGCUCAAGAAACCUGAAUUAAAUUAUUUUUAAAAGUAAUUUGAAAAAUCAAAAUGCGGGAGCCUCUCCCGAGGAAGAAAUCAAGUAACUACUCAAAGCAUGACAACAAAGUUAUGUACAUAAUGAUUCUUUCAUUCCUCAGUUUCUAGGAGCCACAUACUCUGUGGCAAGGCAGACCCUCACAACUCACUAUCUGAUGGCUACGCAGGACUAAACUGGAAGGGUCGUCUUACCUAGAAUGCAGGAAAAUACAUUCUGAACAAUGUACCUGGCUCCAAAUUUGAAUUAGCUGGGGGUAAAAAAAAAAA
Manis javanica (Malayan pangolin) is the source of this 4071-nucleotide messenger RNA. It is a transcript of the gene NIF3L1, whose product is annotated as NGG1 interacting factor 3 like 1. Gene Ontology annotation, cellular component: mitochondrion; cytoplasm. The record is from RefSeq and is a predicted model, not a curated record. NCBI's taxonomy places the organism in Eukaryota, Metazoa, Chordata, Mammalia, Pholidota, Manidae.